AUCCUACCAUGCCGCGUCCCUUCGGCGGCAUCUUGUCUGUCGGGGUUACCCGGAGCAAGGCGAAAAGCAGAAAGUCCAGCAUGAAUGCGCAGGCUUUGGCGAAGUACCACAAGCAAGUGGCAGACAUUGAGUUCUACGAGGAACUCAAUAGACCGCUGCUGAAGUUAGCAGACAGCGGCGGGCAUAGCUACUUUUCACGACCUUGCAGCAACUCCAAAAGUUAUGCUCAUUUCUAUGGCAGCAAAAAUACAACUACCGGUGCAGCUGGGACGACCUUUUCUGAAACUAGCAGCAUAGCGGAGCGGUCAAAGUCGGCGGCUCGAUUGUUGCUGAAUCGCCUGCGGUAUCGAUAUUGGGCGUUUAGAGGCGGAGGACUGCAAUAAAUUUUGAAAUAGCCACAGCGUAUUUGAUGCAUACGCGACAACGGGAACGGAAAAAAUAGCAUUUGAAGAACAUGCUCCGGCGCACAACUGCUACGUGGUCGAACAAAACAAAAAUAAAACAAAAACUAUCCUGACCGGAUAUUUUCUAUUUGACGAUAUUGAGAGCGUCGAGGUCGACCACAACGAGCCCGCCAAGGAAUAACUACAGAGAAGGAAGUGCCCUCUGGUCUUGCUGCAUCCCAGCACGACGCACAAAAUUUGACGAAGAUGCAAGAAUAAACACAUCGGAAAUUAUCAAAAUAGGAAGCACAGCCUGCUUGCCUUCAACGGAAAGAAGUCAUUCUCAUACGACGACGCGCGCGAAUCAAUCCCACGCGGCAUCGUAGACACCUAGGGAAGUAGACUUUGUUUUGCAACAAGUAGUUGUAAGUCACGAUAAAUACUACAUCACCAUACAUAAUUUCAUACAGGAUUUAGCGACGACGUUGUUGGCGCUGCUACACCUACAUACCCAUAGAUACGUGGUCGUCUCUUGCUUAUGAUGACAGGACGGGCCCCACCAGCAGAAGAACGCAACUCAUCAAAUAGCACUACAACAC
Amoebophrya sp. A120 is the source of this 982-nucleotide messenger RNA. The record is from the annotation of a GenBank genome assembly. Lineage: Eukaryota; Dinophyceae; Syndiniales; Amoebophryaceae.